AUGGACAAAAAGCGGCCAACUGACGAGGAAAUGGCGGCGGAGAAACCGUUAAAACCGGUACUCCAGAAACCUCCAGGCUUCCGUGAUGAGCAGAGCCCACCAGCAGCAUCGGCGGAGCCGUCUGGAUCAGCGUCGUUUCCACGUCGUCGGCCGAGGCCUAUGCAUCCGGCGCCAAUCUACGCCGAGAAGACACGUCGCAGGAGCCGCUGCCGCGUUUUCUGCUGCUGCUUCUGUAUAUUCUUCGCCGUGAUUCUUCUCCUCCUCCUCAUCGCCGGCGCUGUUUUUUUCUUUUGGUACAGCCCGAAACUCCCCGUGGUCCGACUUGCCUCCUUCAGAACCAGCAACUUCAACUUUUCCAGCGGGAAAACCGACGACGGUUGGUCUUUUCUGACGGCGGAUGCGGCGACGAUGCUCGACUUCAGAAACCCUAACGGAAAGCUUGGGUUUUACUACGGAGAUGCUGACGUGGCUGUGAUCCUCGGAGAGAAAGACUUUGAGACUAAUUUGGGGUCAACUAAAGUCAAAGGCUUUGUUCAGAAGCCAGGGAAUCGGACGGCGGUGAUCAUCCGGACGAGAGUGAGGACACAACAGGUGGAUGAUCCGACGGCGAAAAGGUUACGGACAGAGCUGAAGAGUAAAAAGUUGCUCGUGAAGGUGUCGGCUAAGACGAAGGUUGGAUUGGCUGUUGGCAGUCGCAGGAUUGUUACUUUGGGCGUUAGUCUCAAAUGCGGUGGCGUUAGAUUGCAAACUCUUGAUUCGCAAAUGGCAAAAUGCACCAUCACAGUGUUGAAAUGGUACGUAUUGUUAAUAUAG
Eruca vesicaria subsp. sativa (arugula) is the source of this 813-nucleotide messenger RNA. Lineage: Eukaryota; Viridiplantae; Streptophyta; Magnoliopsida; Brassicales; Brassicaceae. The record is from the annotation of a GenBank genome assembly.